AUGUAAAAGAAUGAAGAAACCAUCAAAUUAGACACUUCAAAUCUAAACACAAUACUUAAUGAUGAAGAAUUCUACUCUAAACCUUUAAAUGCUGAAAGUAAUAUUUUCAAAAGGAUAUUCCUAUUGAAUGUUUAAGAUUACAUGAAUAAUCUAUAUUCUGAAAUAAUAAGCAAAGAUAUUAAAUUUAAUUUUUCACAUACACCUCCACUGUAGGAUAGUUAGAAGAUUCAAGUUGAAUUACUUGAGAAUCUUCUUAAUUAAAAAUCUUGUGAUAUUACGAAGAUGUCUCUUUUUAAACUGUUUUUCCUCUAAUAAAAAUCAAAAUUUGCCUUAAUUUUAUUUGUGUUAGCACUUUUUUCAAUCUCUAAAUGUGGAAUAUCUAUUUUACUAUCUACUCUAAUAGAUUCAAUAUAAUAAGACUUACAAAUUAAAUAUGCAUAUGGGAUAGGAUUGGUGUUAUUAAAUGGAUUAUCAAUCAUUUGUCAACAUUAAUUCUAUUCAAUUGGGUAUGAAUACUCAACAAUAGUAAGAAUGAGUAUGGCUAAUAUACUCUAUCAUAAAAUCUUUAAGUUGCACACUUACCAAAUAAAAAGUACUAAUUAAGGAAAAAUAAUCAACAUGAUUUCAGCUGAUUUAAAUUUAUUGGAACCUUUCUUAAUCUAUAUGUUUGUUGUAUUUAAUCUACCUAUAGCCUUAGGAUUGACGGCUGCUAUUUUAUGGAUAAGAUUUGAUGGUCCCUAAGGUUUAUUGUUGUUGGCUCUGCUAUUUCUAGCUUACCCAAUUUAAUUAUUUUUCACUCAUAGAAUCACAAUUCUAGUCAAAAAAACUAAAGAAUAUGCAGAUUAACGAGUUAAAUUGACAAAUGAAUUUAUAGAGGGUAUUAGGUUAAUUAAGAUGUAUGCUUGGGAGCAGUCCUUUAUUAAGAGUAUUAGAAAUCUAGCCAAUUAAGAACAUUUUGCUUAUAUUUUAACUCAUCUCUAAUAUGUUAUAUUGAGAGGAACCACCUUCUUUAGUCAAAUGUGGGCAAGUGCAAUUUUUUUUAUGAUUAUGCAUUACGGAAGCUUUUAUGAAAUUAAUGUGUCUAUUAUGUUAUCAACAUUAUAAUUGGCUGCCUUUGCCAGAUUUUUUUGUGUUAAUUUGUCAAGUUUUGGAUUAGAUUUUAUUGCAAAUUUAAAAAUAGUAUUAGAAAGAAUGAGAGUUGUUUUGUCAAUGGAAGAGAUCACAUAAAUUCAGUAUCUAGCGGAUUAACAACAAAAAGAAGAAGGAUUAGUUCUAAGAAAUCUUGAAGGAUAUUGGAAUAUACAGGGACAACCCUAGAUUAAAUUAUCUUACAAAUUUAACUUGGGAUUAUAUGCAGUUAUAGGAAAAAUUGGAUCUGGAAAGUCGUCAUUAUUGAAUGCAAUUAUUGGUGAAAUGCCUAAAACAACUGGUUCAAUUUUGUUAGAUGGGGAAGAUAUUAAAAAUAGGAAAGUUGGUUAUGUAGAAUAAGAACCUUUCAUAUUUCCAGCUAGCUUUAAGGAGAACAUUUUAUUCGGAAGACCAAUGGAUGAAUACUUAUACUAAUAAGUGCUGGAAUAAUCUAAUUUGAUUAUGGAUCUUCAAAAUAUGGACAAAGGCGAUAGCACCAUGAUAGGGGAAAAAGGUCUUACAUUAUCAGGAGGAUAAAAAGCAAGAUUGAGUUUAGCAAGGGCUUUAUAUGAAGAUGCCGAUGUAUAUCUAUUGGAUGAUCCAUUAUCCGCAGUCGAUGCUAAAGUAUCUAGGUCUAUUUUUAAUAAUCUUAAAUUUUUGGCCAAACAAAGAAUAAUCAUAUUAGUUACACAUUAAGUAUAGUUUGCUCCAGAAUGCGAUUAAAUUAUUAUUAUGAAUGAAGGCCAGAUAAUGGCAAGUGGAGAAUUUAAAGAUGUAAACUAACAUUUAAAUCUAAUUACUGAUACAUUCUCAUAGCAAGAAUAAUAAGUUUAAUAUAAAAACAAUGUAACUAAAUAAGACAAUGAUUUAUAUAAAAAGGAGGAAUUAACUUCAAAGCCUGUUACUUUGGAUACUUAUAAGAGAUUUAUUAAAUAAUGGUAGUGUCCAUUUUUAUUAAUAUUCAUGAUAAUAUUUUAUCUGGGCUAGGAAAUUCUUCUAUAAUUAUACAUUUUCUUUAUUUCUGAAUAUGAGGAUGAAGGUUCCUUCUUUUUAUUAAUUGGAAUGUUGUGUAUUGGAGCAUUGGUAUUAAAUUUAAUAAAGUAUGGAAUAACCACUUUUAGUAUUUUAUCAGGAACGAAGUAAACUCAUGAUUAGAUGAUAAAUUCAUUAAGUCAAAGUCCUAUAUCAUAUUUUGAUACUAAUCCAUCAGGUAGGAUACUUAAUCGAUUCUCAAACGAUAAAAGUUUAUGUGAUUUUACUAUGAACUUAUCACUAUGGGAAGUAUUCGAAUUAAACUCCUAUUUUAUCGUCUCUAUUGCAUUUCUGAUAUCAAUACUCCCUUAUUUCGUAAUAGUAAUGUUUUUCAUAAUCUGCUUUUAAGUAUAUAUAUUAACAAGAUCUUACAAAAUUAUUAUAGAGACUAAAGAAUGUGAUUCAAUCUAAAAAAGUCCGCUCUUUGAUUUCUUUAAGAAUACCUUAAAUGGAAUUGUGUAGAUAAAAUUAUACAAAUAAUAAUAAUAUUUUAAAUAAUUCUUUAAUUAGUUGUCAAAUAAUUGUAUUAGAUCCAAUUUUACUUUUUAUUAAUGUUCAACAAAUUUUGGAUAUAAAGUUCAUUUAUCAGGAUGGUUUGCAUCAGUAAUUGGCACCAUGAUUGUGAUUGGAGUGUAUGAAAAUCAAUCUGUAUUCUCAUAAGCUUUAUUGAUUUUAACUAUCUUUAAUGAUUAAUUUUAAUGGUGUAUGAGACAGAUGAUAUAAGUACAUGCAAUGAUGUCAUCAUGCUAAAGAAUGUAUGAAAUUAUUGAUUUAAAACCUGAGGCUCCUUAAUAUCUUGAAAUAAUUUAAAAUUGGCCAACCAUAGGCGAGGUGAGAUUUGAAUAAGUUGAAUUGAGAUACAGAUACAAUACACCAUUAAUUUUAAAAGGAAUCAAUUUUGAAAUUCCCCAAAAGAAAAGGAUUGGAAUAAUUGGCAGAACAGGAGCAGGAAAGUCUUCAAUACUAUAAGCAAUGUUUAGGAUGUCAGAAAUAGAAAAGGGAUCGAUUGUUAUAGAUGAUGUUAAUAUUUAAAAAUUAGGUUUACAUCAAUUACGAUCUUCGAUUGGUAUAAUCCCUUAGAGCCCAUUUUUAUUUAGUGGAAGUAUUCGAAGAAAUUUGGAUCCUUUUAAUGAAUAUACAGACAAAGAAUUAUGGGAUGCUUUGCAAUAGACAUCAUUAGACGAAUACAUUAGAAAAUUGCCAAAACAACUUGAUUCGGAUAUGACCUAAGUUAAUUCUAUUUUUUCAGUCGGAUAGAAAUAAUUAAUUUGUUUGGUUAGAAUCAUACUGAGUAAAAAAAAGAUUAUUGUUUUGGAUGAAGCAACAGCUAAUUUGGAUCAGAAAACAGAUGAUCUUAUUCAAUUAGUAAUUAGUAAGUUUGAUGCGACUAUUAUAACAAUUGCACAUAGAUUGAACACUAUUGCAGAUUACGAUUAUGUGAUGGUUAUGUAAGAUGGCAAAAUUAUAGAAUAUGAUAAACCCCUAGUAUUGUUGUGUAACUCAAAGGAUGAUUUAGAAAUUACCAAAAACACUGAAUUUGCUUAAAUGGUAAAAGCUACAGGAAAUGAAAAUUCAAAAGUGAUAUUAAAAUUAUCAAAAAGAAAUAACAAAUGA
Molecule: messenger RNA, 3774 nt
Organism: Paramecium octaurelia
Lineage: Eukaryota; Ciliophora; Oligohymenophorea; Peniculida; Parameciidae
Source: the annotation of a GenBank genome assembly